AUGUCCGCCGACAGGCUACAGUCGAGUGCAUCCCAAAAGAACGCCUCAUCCCCGAUUGUGUCUAUAGAAAAUGAAGAUACUAUGGAUGCAACGCCCUCACAGCCUCCCAUGACACCGACUAAAGUGACAAUCAACGUCCGAGGCUCACAGAAGAGCGACCCAAUGAAAGAAACGGGCACUCCACCUGCGCAGAAUACAGCCAUGCUGGAGACUAGGCGCGACUCUCCCUCCAAAUCUCCACUCGAGUCCCCAAAGGUGCUUUCUGUCCCAUCAACACCAACUAGCAACCCUGGCAGCCCUGAAAUCCAGGUGGCAGAAGUCGAAGAUAUUAGUGAUGACCCUGCCAUGACGCGGUGGAUGCCGUUCAAGCACAGUGCAUCAGAGGCACGCCAGAUCCAAGAAAAUCUGCUAGAUUCCUUUCCUUUUGUGAAUACUAGCAAAACGCUGAAGAAGACAUUGAACAGCAUAUGUGCGGCAAUCGAGAAAACUUUUCACUUUGACAACACCGACCAGACAGCUCAUACCCCAGAUCCGUUGACCAGAUUCCUGGGCUCGUGGACUACACUGGCUCUGAGGAUGGCUGAUAUUGAUAACCAAACUCUGAUCGAUAACGUGGCUGACAACAACACCACUCCUGACCUCCUAUCCGAUAAAUAUUUCUACUCGCUGCAUCACUUCUUGAAGCUUGAUCAGCCGUUCUGGAAGCAACUCGUAGACACACGGCAUUAUGACCUAAAGUUUCCCGUCUUAGCUAUGCUGACGAAAUUUACUGAGCACCAGAAGGGGCUCAAAUGCCUCACAGACACGGCUAAACUGAUGCUUGACCGUCUAGCUAGCCUCCCAAGUAUGAUUCCAAAGUUCCAGAUGCAUUUCUGGUUUGUCACUCAGAUGGCGACUACUUAUCGGCAUUUGCUACCUGAACUGAGGGCCGGUCUCUCGAGAACUCUACCAAGCCAAUUCCUCGACUAUUUCAACGUUGUUGAUGCUCGACUGCAAAACUUCAUAACGAAGCAAGUCUCGAGCUUAUCUUUCAAUGUCUGCCAGAGCCUUGUGCAGGGACUUUGCAACAUAUUAGUCACAGUCGGGUCUGUGGACGAGAUUUUCGCCCGACGGCUGUGUGUCGAAAAACAUUUGGACAUAGAGACUCUCUCUUCAGACGAAACGUCAGAUCUUCUGUAUCUAUCAUGGAAAUUUGGAACGCUCAAACGAUGCAUUCUAGAAGGACGUAUGGAGAUUAGAGUCCAAGGUGCUGAAAUAAUGCAACAAGAUUUGGUAAAUCACCAUCGCAGGUACAUCGAUGGGAAGCCUGGUGGCUCCGAACAUCCGAUCUCAGUCUUCCUCGCAGACUUUCUCGUACAGCAUAAGCUGGUGCAAUACCUCGUCAGCGCAGAAUCACACCCUCAGCUGAUACAACGAUCCUCCAAUAUCCUGGGCUAUCUUGUUGUUACCGGAAGGCUCUGCAACGCAGACAUGGAUGUUGUAUGGAAUGCUGCUGCAGCAAAUCGAGAGUCUCGCUCUGGAGAAGUCAUCUUCAAUAUGCUGAUGCCCUGCUUGAAUUUGUGCACGUAUUCAAACUUAUGCUAUCUUGUUGCAAAGUUAGCAGAGAUAUCUGUUGAUGACUUCGACGCUCAGAUGCGGCGUUAUGCUGACUUGCUACUGAAACAUUUGGGCCAUAAGUGGCGCGAAAAUGCGCAGAGACAAAAUCUCGGACUUGGUGAAAAGCUGGACAUGCCGCCAUUUGACAUAUGUCUUCGAUUCCUCCGACAAUCAGCCCCGGACGGGCCCUAUAAACCCGAGAAUGCUAAAGCUGUCCAUGACUGGGCGAAGGGACAUCUCAUGGACUUGAUGCGCCAGGGUCUCUCACAGGACGCCAAAGAGGCCAUCUUCAAGGAAUGUUUAGACGACAUUGCAAACCCGAAGCUAUCGGCGACCGGAAGCAUAUCGGCUAUCACUGCUCUAACAUCAAUUACAUGGGAGCAUCGACCGCAACAUAUUCGACAUCUCACACGUGACCUUGGCAUGACGGAUAUUCUUAUCGACGAUUUAUGCCGCACCAUCAAUGAAGAUCGUAUGGGCCACGUUCAAGCGUUCGUGUCACAAGAACGUCUACAGACCCGUCUACAGUUACUUUAUCAUGUCCUCUUGGAUAAUUCUGAAACGGUAUCUAAUGAUAUGGCGACCCGACUCUGGGAAGCUCUUGUCGGUUCUGGCUCGAUAAAUGAAGGUGCUCGGAAUACCGCGUGGGAGAUGUUGAUUAGCGUCGCUCGCAAUUCGAGGACUUGCAAUCCUUGCAUUGAUCUCUGCAUUGUAGAAUUGCUUCCCAAACUUAAGUCAAGGUACAUGGUUCCGGGUUGUCUGGCUUUUGCAGAGACUAUAAGACCAUACAUAGCCCAGACUGACGAGUCACGAACUCCUGAUACACCAUUGACGGGCUCGACAGCUUCCGAAUUACUGUGGCAUCUAGCUCUCACGGUACCCUCGGAAAGACCAGAUCUAGCGAAGAAGGCUACAGACAUGCUCAUCACGUUGUAUCUGGACUCACCUGACGCACACCGAAGGUCUCGGGAGGCUAAUGACUCUGUACAUAUCGAACUUGUGGAACGCUGCAUCGAUAAACUCGGUGUAGCUGCGUCUAAGCUUAAGUCCUUUAACGAGGGAACUUCCAGUGGUGAGGACGAGCCAAUGGUCGUGGUGGCUUCGGAUGAGGAAAUCCAAGAUCAAAGACUUUGCUUCUUGAGAUCCUUGAUGAUUCUAAAGGAGUUCGUGCAGGGUGUUCGACUAAGACCUAUGUAUAGUCCGUCUCCUGAGCUGCCUCCAAGACUACCUGUAGGUUUCGAUGAGCUUCGUGGCAAUCCCAUGAAGAUCAAAUACCAAGCACACUCUGAAGGAAAGGGCGCCAGCAAUAUGAACACGUUCGAAGUGGGGGGUCUGGAGACUAUCGAUGAGCUCUCCCAAAAACUGGCGGCCUUAACUCGGUUCUCGAGAUUCAAGGCCUAUGCGGGCGGUCAAGAACUCGAUUUCCCUAGUAUGGGCGAACAAAAACUCCAAGACUCUGGAUUUCUCACCGCUGGCUUGCUCCUUAUUCGUAAAGUAGCCAGCGCAGAGUCAGCAUCGCCAUUGACCGGUCUUCGCCCUAUGGAGGUUGAGGUUAUACGUCAUUUCGAACAGCUAUAUGAGCUUCUUGCCAUGGAAGAUGGCCUUGCACACCAGGAAAGCAUCAACACACUUUCUUUCACACUGAUUGACUUGCAGGUCAAUGUUGGUGCCGAGGCGUGCCAAGUAGACUUGUUGGUAUCAGUAGGCUUAGUAGAUUGCUUGAGCAGUUUUCUGCGAGCAGCACGUGAUCAGCAACCCUAUGCUGUCAGUGACAGCAAGGAAAACCAAAUGCCGGACACUCCGUCACAUAGAGAAGGCGACAUCUCGCUGCCAAACGUCAGUGCCUUCGUUGAUCGAUGCCUCACGCUUUUAGGAAAAGCAAGCGCUAUUCCAAACAGCGUUGAAGCUGAUCGGCUUGCUUAUGGUAUGUUGAACAUCUUACUUGAAGCGAGCUUGAUCUCUCACGACUGCUGGCUAGCGCUGCAAGGCAGCGGCAAGUUGGGUUGGAUCGUCCAGACCCUUCUACUGGAAGAGAGGAGAUCCAGCAGUCGUCAAAUUAUUGCGAAGGCCAUUAUUAACGUAUGUCGGCACGUCUCUGAAGCCCCUACUUAUCAUGAAGAUAUUGUAGCAAGUCUCACCAAUGCCGUCCUCGAUGGAAUCCCUAAAACCCCAGAAUUCUGUCAAAAUACCCAACAGUUCUUCGAUGUUACUCAAGCACUUCUCGAACUUCUCGGACAAGAACGCCAGCAGCGACUCGACAGCGCGAGAUACAUUCAGGAAUGGACAAUGUUGCUCAUCAACCAUAAACAUGUAGAGGCUGUUGGCCGUAACGAGAUCGAUCACUUCGUCGCCGGACUUUCCCACAUCAUCAUCUUCUGCUUGAAGCUUACGAAAGCGUUUGGUACUCGCUUUCAUGCUUCAAAUAAUCUUCUGGAGCAAAUAUUUCGUCGCCAGCUUUUCCCGCCCCUUGACGACUGCGACUUCAUGCCAAAUCUGAGAUCAAGCACAAGGGAGCUGGUCUAUGACAUCUUACUCUCGCUGGCGGAUGACGCCGAUACAUAUCGGUCACUCUUGAGAUUAGUAAAAGAGGUCUCUAUUUGCGGGCCUGAAAGUUCGCAAACCUGGGCCUGGUCACAUGGUUAUGCUCAGCCUAUCGACGAUGGUUCCUUAGGGUCAAAUUGGGCCAUUGAGCCCUCGAAGACAUUGAGAUCCGCUGUGGGCUACCCUGGACUCAGAAAUCUUUCAAACACGUGCUACAUGAAUUCCCUUUUCACUCAGCUUUUCAUGAACACUGAAUUCAGAGAUUUUAUACUUAGUGUCAACAUAGCCGAUGGCGGGACAUCUCAACGCUUACUCCACGAAAUCCGCACACUCUUUGGAUUCAUGCAAAGCUCUGCGCUCAAGGCAAUUGAUACACACAGCAUCUCGGAAUCAAUUGUUACGUACGACAACACCGCUGUCGACGUCACGCAUCAAGUGGAUGUCGACGAAUUUUUUAAUCUACUUUUUGACCGUUUAGAAAGUCAGAUUUUGAAUGAAGAAGACAAGAAGAAGUUUCGCAAGUUUUUCGGGGGUCACAUUGUCCAACAGAUCAAGUCAAAAGAAUGUUCGCAUAUCUCGGAACGACUCGAGCCAUUCUCUGCCAUCCAAUGUGACAUAUCUGGUAAGACAAAUCUGGCUGAGUCUCUAAACGCCUACAUCCAAGGCGAAGCAAUGGAGGGUGAUAACAAAUACUCUUGCACCUCAUGUGGCAAAUACGUUGAUGCUGUCAAGCGAGCUUGCCUCAAAGAUAUCCCGGACAACAUUAUCUUUCACCUCAAGCGAUUCGAUUAUGAUUUAAUCCAUGGAACAAGGACAAAGAUCAAUGACCGUUUUGAGUUCCCCUUGGAAGUUGACAUGGCUCCUUACCAUGUCGAUUAUCUGAAAGAGGACGCCGAGCAAAUAGAAUCUGAUGUGUUCGCCCUUGUAGGAGUACUCGUACAUAGUGGCACUGCAGAAUCGGGUCAUUAUUAUUCACUAAUCCAAGAGAGACCGUCAGGGAAUAUGCAGCAAAAGAAGUGGGUCGAAUUCAACGAUAUGGAGACCUCUGAAUUCAAUCCAGCCGAUAUCGAUAACUUCUCCUUUGGCGGCUGGCAAGAUAUUCCAGCCUACGAAACCCGCUAUGCAAAACUCUGGAACGCGUAUAUGCUAUUCUAUGAGCGCGUGGAGAAGCUGCUGCCGACUAUGGCAAUGGCUGCGUCACCAUCAUCGGAUCGACCCCUUGACAUAUCACUUCCUCAAGAGCUGAAGAACGAUGUUGAAAUGCACAAUCAGAUCUCUCUUCGCCAACAUUGUCUCUUUGAUUCAUCACACGCGGUCUUCCUCAGGAAUUUGCUCAAGCAACUUUGUGUGAUUUCAAACGGCAAGUGCUCCCGCAAGCAUGAUGUUGAAAAAGAGGUCAUAUGGCUGGCCCUCGAAUAUUUGGAUAAAGCUCUUGCGAGAAUCAAAGAGACUUCUCCAUUCGAUGCGAUGCUAAACGAUCUGAUAAGGACCAUUGGAUCAUGCUCUGUCUGUUGUACAGUCGCCCUCGAAUGGGUUCAGGAAAACGAAUAUCCCUUGCACGACUUAUUGUUGAGAUGCCUGCAUCCAAAAGUGCGAAAGGAUUUCGCCAAUAUGAUCAUACUCACCCUAGCGAAACUCCGCGAGCAAUCUACGGCAGAUGACGAUCUGCUGGACGAUGCAGCCGAUCAGUCCGCGAUGGCGCACAACCAGACAAUUUUCGCAUUUCCUAAUAUUUUAGACGGCCUCAUGAUUCGUCUUCGCAACCUUUGGGGCGACAUACACACACAUUCGCGGGGAUGGGAUGAGUAUUUCGGAUUGCUAGCUGACGUGGCAAGUAUGGGAGCUCGUGAAGCACACCUACUCUUGAGACUUGGAUUUUUACAACACUGUCUCGAACUCUUGAUUUGCGAACAUCCAGCCUCUCGCCAUUUGCGAAACCAACAACCUUACAUGUCGUACAGUAAAAUGGUAGAGAAGGGGAAGAGGUUUCCUUUUACGAAGCUGAUCGAGCUGGUGGCUAAUCUGUUUGAGCGCAUUGACUUCACGGCAGAGCCUUUUCUUGGAAACUACCGCGAUCGGCCAUUCCACUUGACUCAUAUGCCUAUGAUGGACCAGGAGUAUCAGCUCAUCCAUUUCCGUCAAGCUGGGGCAAAAAGUAUCUGCAUCUUUCUGGAAAAGAUCCUCAGCACUCCUGCCAAUCCUCCAGCUAUAAAGAGAAUCAUACGAACAAUGGUACUCGCAGAGCCUGGGGCAAGGUUUCAUCCGCUAAUUUCCAAUACGAUCAAAAGUGGCAUCAACAUCGAUCCAGCUAAUAUGGCCGCUCCUUUCCUCCGCGCAGCGUUAGUCUUCUGCGAAUCCACACCACAUGAGGCAGUAGCCGAGCGGAUGAUCCUGGACAUUGCCAGUGAGGUCCAGACUAUUGGCAACGCUGGCGGGAAGGAGCACUUGGACUUUUUUGCACAGGCUCGCCGCUUGCGAAGCCUUCGAGUCACUUUCGGAACGCAAUUUUUCGAAGGUCGUGUUCUUACGUCUAUGCAGUCUUGGGCGCCACACCUGCUUACCUAUUGGGAGCCUGAGGUAAGGUCUGGUACAAUUGAUCUUCUGAAGACGUUGUUGUUCCAGCAUAAUCUUCUCGACAUGGACGAUGAGGAGAGUGCAGAGGUCUACCGCGACGCCGGUCGAAAAUUGUGUCGGGCUUGUACUAAACGAUGCCAGCACAUGCUUGAGGAAGGCAAGCCUGUUGGAAGAAUAGCGGAAGAUGUAACUCGCGUCAUCACUUAUUGUAUCGAUAAGUACUUUAGCGGAGAUGACGAUAUAUUCGUUCGUGAUGCACACGAUAUCAUGAGUCGCAUGGAGGCUCUGGCGGUGACUGAGCUUGAUGCUGAGGUCUCAGAUUGGGGCAAUGGAUCAGAGGACUUACCAACCGACUCCGAUGACGAGACUUUUGGAGAAGUUUAA
Messenger RNA from Bacidia gigantensis, 7095 nucleotides. RefSeq lists its product as uncharacterized. Gene Ontology annotation, biological process: protein deubiquitination. The record is from RefSeq and is a predicted model, not a curated record. The transcript is spliced from 7 exons. NCBI's taxonomy places the organism in Eukaryota, Fungi, Ascomycota, Lecanoromycetes, Lecanorales, Ramalinaceae. Gene Ontology annotation, molecular function: cysteine-type endopeptidase activity; cysteine-type deubiquitinase activity. Gene Ontology annotation, cellular component: nucleus; cytosol. Bases 1 to 7095 code for a protein of 2364 amino acids.